AUGGCCCUCAUUCUCUCACUUCAAUGUAUAUUACUAGUAAAUUUUGUGUUCAUUCCUCUGGGCAUGCCUUUCACAGUCAUCAUGUCAGACUCCGGCGUCCCGUCCGCCUUGGUCGAUGCACCGCAAACUGGGUUUUCAAUGAACAAGAAUGGAGCCCGAACCGAUGCCCAUGAACAAGAAGCGGUCUACGACAUCAUGAGGGCCACAGGAAAUGAAUGGGCCACUGAUAUUCCCGACGUUUGUCGUGGCCGGUGGCACGGUAUAGAGUGCAUGCCGGACAAGGACAAUGUCUACCACGUCGUGUCACUAUCAUUCGGAUCUCUAUCCGAUGACACGACAUUCCCUACGUGUGAGCCAAAUCAAUCUUUCAUUUCACCUUCUAUCACUAAACUCUCACAUAUUAGAACUCUUUUUUUCUAUCGUUGUUUCAGUUACAACCCACAACCCAUCCCAACAUUUUUGGCCCGUUUGGGGCCCACUCUACAUACCCUAGUUCUUAGGGAGAAUGGGCAUGUAGGGCCUAUACCAACUGAACUUGGCAAUCUGACCCGUUUAAAAGUCCUUGAUCUUCAUAAAAACAAUCUCAACGGUUCAAUACCGGCUUCACUGGGUCGGAUCACCGGUCUAAGGUCGUUAGACUUGAGCUGCAACAAACUAACCGGUUCAAUUCCCACUCUAAUUUUCCCUCUUUUGAAUGUGCUAGACCUCAACCAAAAUCACCUCGUCGGAUCAAUUCCAUCCACCCUUGGAAGCUGUGAUUCUCUGAUGAAGAUUGACUUCAGCCGGAAUCGUCUCUCCGGUUCAAUAUCAGAUUCGAUCCAUGACCUGAAAAAUUUAAUUCUCAUGGAUUUAAGCUAUAACAGCCUCUCCGAUCCACUUCCAGUAUCUCUCAAAAGCUUGACUUCUCUCCAAGCUUUGAUUCUCAAUGGCAAUUCAAUGGUGUCCUCAACAAUUCCAAGUGAUGGGUUUGAUGGCUUGAAAGAUCUAAUGAUCUUAGUUCUCUCAGACAUGAACUUGCAAGGACCCAUACCUGAAUCACUAGCCCGAUUACCGAACCUUCGUGUCCUUCAUCUUGAUAGGAAUAAUUUGAAUGGUUCAAUUCCAGCAAGCUUUCGAGAACUGAACAACCUUAGUGAGUUUAGACUCAAUAAUAAUCGUCUAAGCGGGCGUGUACCAUUUAGGAGAGAAAUGGUUUGGAGAAUGAGAAGUAAACUAAAGCUUCACAACAAUGCUGGACUAUGCUACGAUGCAAGCAAUGGUUUUGGAGGUGAUCUGGAUUCGUUAUUCGAUUUGGGUAUCGAACGCUGUGAGACGGCAAAACCCGGACCAGCAAGAACAGUGCAGCAUUUUUCCACAGUUAAUGGAAAUAUCACAAGAUCGUCAAUGAAUAAAUCAUCUUCAACAGUUCAUAAAUCUUCACUUUCUGGCAGGUUGCUUUAUUUAACCACCCUUCUUCUGUUUAUAGUGUCUUUGUUGUGACUGACAGAAUCUACAAGUAACUAGGAAGCUUUGUAAAGUCAAAUGUUUUGUAUCAGAAAAGCAAAUUUGAAUUUGUUAAAUCUACAGAUAGUGUUGUAUCAGAAAAACUAACUGUAGGAAGAUUUCAAGUUUCUAUAUGAGCAUGUUUAGUUGAGGGAUUAGGAGAUUGGAUUGUAUUAAUUUAAUUCCGUGAUGAU
Molecule: messenger RNA, 1676 nt
Organism: Ilex paraguariensis (yerba mate)
Lineage: Eukaryota; Viridiplantae; Streptophyta; Magnoliopsida; Aquifoliales; Aquifoliaceae
Source: the annotation of a GenBank genome assembly